Molecule: messenger RNA, 1683 nt
Organism: Prorocentrum cordatum
Lineage: Eukaryota; Dinophyceae; Prorocentrales; Prorocentraceae
Source: the annotation of a GenBank genome assembly
GUCCAGCAGAUGCAGGCGCAGAUCGACACGCUUCUUGCGCAGAGGGCGAUGCUUGGGAUGCCGAUGCCGACGAGCCCGCUGCUUGGGGUUAAGCAGGACGACUUCGAAAUGAAGAGCGAGGCGGGCGACGACGACGCAGCGGCCGAGGCGCUGGCAGGCGAUCUUGCACAGGCUGUUGGUCCGCCAGCCGAGGAGGCAGCAGCCCCUGACGAUGCAGCAGCCAGCGAGGAAGAAAGCGAGGUCCCAGCGGCGCAGGCUGAUCCAACGCAGGCCCCCGAAGCAUCGGGCAGCGAGGACGGGGGCGACGACCUGCCGCUGGUGCGCGCUGAGCUGGCUGAGGAGGAGGACAUGUUCCAGAGGAACCAGCGUGAGCUCAAGCAGCUGAGGGAGAGGCAGGCGGAGCUGCAGCGCGUGCUCGAGAUGGCCGAGGACACGGAGCGCCGCAUCAAGAAGAAGAGGGCCGACCGCGAGCAGGCCGCCAGGGAUCGAGGAGCUUCUCGGAUGGCUGCGUCCCUCGAGCCAGUGCCCGUCCCCAAGCGCUCUCGCGUCGACGAGGUCCUGGGGCGCGGCCGCGACACGGUGAGUGCCGAGCUGGACGCCGAGCUGGCAAGCGGCCCAUCGUCAGCCGCUGUGACGCCAUUCCCUCGCCCUUCAGAGACGCCGCCGUCCGCGCCGAUGAAGCAGCCCGUGGACCAGAAGAGCGCCCUGGCUGACAUCUCGAAUGCGGUUGCUGAGAAGCUUAGGAAUGACCCCAGUUCCUUGACAGAGGACACGGCUGGCCAUAACUUCGUACCUCGUGGGCUCGACACUGGGGCCGAACAGCAAGCUGGUGAGCAGGGGCCUCAUGAUGAGGCGUCCACCGACGAGCUCGAGACGAUGUUGGAGGAGAUGAAGGGAAAGCGGGGCGCUGGUGACGUUGAAAUCCGCCUCGCUGUUGCCAAGCAGAGCUACAACUUCGGCAUGCGCUCAGCCAUUGGCAACAAGCUGGAUCGGGACCUCAAGGCGAACCCCGCGAAGGCUUUGGAGUGGAAGCAGGACAAGAGCAAGGAUAAGGAAGACUUCAAGAAAAAGUGGCUCUUGGAGAAGUGGAGCGAGCUGCCGACGACCAAGCGAACCUUCACCACCACCCACACCGAGGACUGGCGCGAGAGGGGCGAGCUCAUGACCUUCCUCAAGAUGGCCUACGAGGAAGGGGGUCCCGCUGGGCAGACGGACCCAGGUACGCUGGAGGCUUGCAUGCGCACCGUCAAGCGUUGCAUUGACCUCGGGUACCCAUAUGCCCAGCGGGACCCCCAGAAUGGGGUCCUGAAGUUCCUCUACUUCAGGCUCAUCUACCAGGAGAGCUUCAAGCGGGAGUGGCCGAAGACGAUCGCGCAGACGAAGGGGCCGAAGGCCAUCGAGAACGGGAGCUCUGGCACAGCAGGCGGCGGCGGCGCCGCGGACGUGGUGCAGAAGCAGCUCGCUACCGCCAAGAAGCUCACAGAGGCCAUCAAGGGCGCGCUCUCUGCUGGCAAAGCGAUGCUGGAUGACAUCAAGGAGAAGGCUGAGUUCAAGUGGGCCAGGACCGACGAGGUGGAGGGCUUGAUGGACGCCAAGGAGCAGGCGCUGCGCACGGCCGCGAGGAGCAUCGCGCUGGCUAGCAUGCUGAUGUCGAACACGGAGCUGGCGCAGGCGACCGAUUGA